AUGGACCGGAACGAUCUCAAGCGCAAAGCUCCAGAGCCGCUAUUUGUGUCUGCAAAGAUUGCAGAGCUUACCUCCGAGCUCAAGAAGAACGAUGCCAUGCUUCGAGAAGAGAUUCAAGAGCUUCGUGACGAAAUAAGUGAUUUGAAAACACAACUAACGAGCAAGACCAACGAAUGCAGUCACAUGGAGGCUGAAGCCCAAUUUCUUCACCCUGAUGCAGUAAUGGAUCGUGUUCGUACAAAGUUCUGGCACCACGGCGACCUCAGCCUUCUUCGGCGAGCCAUCGAUCCAAGGACGCGGAAGCUUCGUGUCACAAAAAGUCGAGGUGAUCAGUCUUUAUACCUUUGUGAUACUGCCCCGAAAAAAGCAAAGAAGACGCACGUGCGUGAUGGCAGAUCUCCUGAGCUCAUGCCAAAGCAAGAGUACGAGCAAACGGCAGGAACGGAAGCUGCAGAUUUUCUAUCGACCCACCCAAAACAUGAUGUUGAAGAAGACCAAGAUAAGUCGGAUGCUGAUUGUGUUUCGACACGAGGGGAGAAGGAACAGGAUGGAGUGGACGGUGACUGUGAUUUGAUACGACAAGAGGAGGAACACGAUAAAGUGGAAAGCGGUGACACGAGUCCGCUAAGAGAAGGGAAGAAACAGAGCGAAUUGGACUCUGGCAGUCUUUCGCCUGUGUCACAAGAAGAUGCGUCCAUGAAGACAAUAUCGCCAAAACAUGAUGUGCAGCAGCAAGAUGACAUUUCCAAAUUUGUCGCAAGGAAUGAUGACGAAUGA
Molecule: messenger RNA, 777 nt
Organism: Peronospora matthiolae
Lineage: Eukaryota; Oomycota; Peronosporomycetes; Peronosporales; Peronosporaceae
Source: the annotation of a GenBank genome assembly